Molecule: messenger RNA, 1551 nt
Organism: Trichoderma breve
Lineage: Eukaryota; Fungi; Ascomycota; Sordariomycetes; Hypocreales; Hypocreaceae
Product: glycosyltransferase like family 2 domain-containing protein
Exons: 5
Coding region: 1-1551 (516 amino acids)
Source: RefSeq, a predicted model, not a curated record
AUGGACAAGUUUCUUAGUGAACUGCCAGCCAAACUGGCGCCCCUGGUCACCUUCAGAUUGCCUAGAGUCGAGUCUGAUAUCUGGCAAUCGACAACAUUCUGGGCCUACAUCUUCUGGAUCCUCUGGCUGCAUCGCUACGUCCGGCUGCUUGUCCACUGUGUCAGCCAUUGGACCUACAAGUCGAAGCCGAUCCCCAGCAAGCCAACAUUUACAAACGACGACGUCACGGUCAUCAUUCCUACCAUUCAUAAUGUGUUUGAGGAGCUCCGCCCGUCGCUGCAAAGCAUCCUGGCCUGCAAGCCUGCCGAGCUGAUUCUUGUCACCACCCACGACAAGCGCAAGGCUCUCGACGAGCUGGCCAGGUCUCUCAACUACCCCAAGGUCCGUGUCAUGCACACGCCCAUUGCCAACAAGCGCCUCCAGGUCUGCGAGGCCCUGCCCAGCGUUGAGACACCCAUCACCAUCAUGGCCGACGAUGACGUCUCGUGGCCGUCGACGCUGAUGCCCUGGAUCCUGGCCCCCUUUGAGGACCCCAAGAUGGGCGGCGUUGGUACCUGUCAGCGAGUCAAGCGUGAGUGGACGGCUCCCUGGUCGGUGCGCAUCUGGAACUGGCUCGGCGCCGCAUACAUUGAGCGCCGCAACUUUGAGAUCUCGGCCACGCACAACAUGGAUGGCGGCACAUCUUGCAUGUCCGGCCGCACUGGAGCGUACCGAUCGUCCAUCCUCAAGAGCCACGACUUCCUCGAUGGCUUCAAGACGGAGAAGUGGAGAAAGUGGAUCCUGAAUGCUGACGACGACAACUUUGUCACGCGAUGGCUGGUGAGCCACCAGUGGAAGACCUGGAUCCAGUAUGAGCGCGAAUGCGAGAUUGAGACAACUCUGGAGAACGGCCCCAAGUUCCUGUAUCAGUGCUCCCGCUGGGCGCGUAGCAACUGGCGAAGCAACUGGACCAGCCUGGUCAAGGAGCGGCACGUGUGGAGACAACAGCCCUGGUGCACCUACGCCCUCCACUUCGCGACCUUUACAUCCAUCGCCUUCAUUGUCGACCCGCUUUUGCUUGCCUCGUGCUGGUGGGCGACGGCCGAGUGGAAUCUGCAGUACCGACACUAUGCCUUUUGGGCCCAGUUCAUCUUCAUGUUCGCCUUCACCAACGACGUCGUCUUUGUUCCCAUCUCCAUCGUCUUUGGAUACUUUCACGGGCUCAUCAAGCUCUAUGCCCUCUUUACUCUUAACAUGACGUCUUGGGGUAGUCGAGCUGACGGCGAUGCAAAUGAUGCGCAGCGGCUCGCGCCGGCGCCACGACCAUCAAAGGUAUUGACGACUCCUCCUGGUGCUACCUCGCUCAUCCGCUACAACGUCCGUCAGAAGGGACGACAGACGCAGACGCGGACCGAGCAGGAUUCGGCGUGGGAAAAGCGUGGAUACGCUGCCUACGAUUCCAGCACUUCGUACAAUCCCAUCAGGGUCGCCUCCGAAAAACAAGAGGACUUUGGCGUGCAACAUAACCACGACCAGCCACACUCGAUGCGAUUCAGCAACACUGCCGAGUAA